CAUACUUUACUGAGGUUACGCAAAGCACAUAGGCUCUUUUUCUCAACUCCUAAGCAAUCGCUCAAAAUCAUGAAUUUUAUUCAGGAUGCUGAAGCCUUAGCUCGUAACUAUUUGAAUGUGACUCCUGAAAUAGUAAUUAACAGUUUAGAAUUAGGAUUAAUAGCAUGUACGUUUUGGGCGAUUUAUUUAUGGAGAAGCAGUGAGAAGAAUCUUCCUCCUGGUCCAGUAGGAGUUCCAAUUUUGGGAUACCUUCCUUUUCUUGGGAAAGAAGCAUACAGAACUCUACAUGAUUUGACUUUCACUUAUGGACCUAUUUUUAGUUUAUACCUCGGGAGACGUCUAGUAGUGGUCUUGGGCACUUUUGAAGUUGUUAAAGAAGCUUUGUCGAAUAAUGACAUCUUGGAUCGCCCUAAAAAUCCGCCAAACCACCUCUUACCAGAUAGCACAAGUUUAAGUAUUUCGAACGGCCAAGUAUGGAAAGAGCAAAGACGAACUUCCGUUCGAAUUCUUCGCGAUUUGGGAAUGGAAAAACCAGCAAUGGAAACUCAAAUACAGGAAGAACUCAAUAAAUUUACCAAAGAAAUUGAUUCCAGACGAGGACAUGCUAUGAAUUUGGACGAAGUCCUUCUUCCCAGCGUAUCGAACAAUAUUCUGGCCAUGCUGAUUGGACAUUCUUUGGAUUACAAACAUAAAGACAGAAUCUUCCUCAAUACUAUUCUGAAGACCAUGGUUCUUUAUUUCAGGCCAACACGUUUGCAUGCCUAUUUUCCAAACGCUAAGUUCUGGAUGGCCAAAUUCAAAAUCUGGGGUUAUGACCAAAUGCAAGACAAAAUGAACAGUUUGAGUAACUUUCUCGAGGAAGUAAUCAAAAAACACAAAGAACAUUUCGAUAAACAAGCUCCAACAAGCUACAUCGAUGCUUACUUACUAACUAUGGCAAACCGUGAUAAAAACUCUUCAUUUACAGACAAAAUGCUGAAAGGGAACUUUCUGUCUCUUCUGGGAGCAGGAAGUUCACCAACACAAGCCACUAUUAAAUGGGCCCUUGCGUCCAUGAUUCUUUAUCCAGAAAUCCAAGAGAAAGUCCAUCAAGAAUUGGAUUCAGUCAUCGGUAAAGAUCGUUUACCUUCAUGGUCGGACCAUAUAAGCCUCCCUUACACGUUGGCAGUGGUCUAUGAAACGUUGAGGCAAUAUAGCACUGUGCCUAUAAGCAUGCUUCGAAGUACAGCCAAAAGAUGCAAGAUUGCCGGUUAUGACAUCCCAAAGGAUUCAAUCAUAAUGACAAAUAUCUGGGGAGUCCAUCAUGACCCUCAAUACUGGGAGGAUCCAUCAUCUUUUAAGCCAGAACGUUUUUUGCAAAACGGCAAAGUCGUUCGACCUCCUGCUUUCAUUCCAUUUUCCUACGGUAAAAGGAACUGUCUUGGUGAGCACAUGGCUGAAGUAGAAGUAUUUCUCUAUUUCACAAGACUAAUGCAAAGAUAUAUAAUUACAUUACCAGAUAAUGUGGAGAAAAAAUUUAAUGAAGUCCUAGGAAUAGCCAAAGUUGUUUUCUUAAGCAACAUUUGUCUAAAACUCCGUGACGAAGUGUAUUCAGAAAAGAUGGAUUCUGCUUUAAAGGAUGCUAAAGCUAAGUAAUAAAUUUAUACGCAAAUGACUUA
Messenger RNA from Stegodyphus dumicola, 1658 nucleotides. Its product is annotated as cytochrome P450 2J1-like. Gene Ontology annotation, biological process: xenobiotic metabolic process. The record is from RefSeq and is a predicted model, not a curated record. Gene Ontology annotation, cellular component: cytoplasm; intracellular membrane-bounded organelle. NCBI's taxonomy places the organism in Eukaryota, Metazoa, Arthropoda, Arachnida, Araneae, Eresidae. Gene Ontology annotation, molecular function: steroid hydroxylase activity; iron ion binding; heme binding.